Messenger RNA from Daldinia vernicosa, 1745 nucleotides. RefSeq lists its product as uncharacterized. The record is from RefSeq and is a predicted model, not a curated record. The transcript has a single exon. NCBI's taxonomy places the organism in Eukaryota, Fungi, Ascomycota, Sordariomycetes, Xylariales, Hypoxylaceae. The coding region runs from base 426 to 1520 and encodes 364 amino acids.
AAAUUGCAAAUUAUACCCCAAAAGUGACAUGUAGUAAUGCUUAAAUAUAUUUAAACACAUGGCAUAGGUAAUCUGCUCGUAAUUGUUGUUUCUGUUUAUAUAUAUUUUUCGUUUCCGUAUUAUUCGGGUUACGUACCUGUACCAGAUCGAAACAUCGGCCCCUUGAAACGAUUAUCCUAUUACUUACAUGCACUUUUCCUUUCUUCUUUUUAGGUACGUUUUAGCUGUUGAAACAUGACAUGACAUAACAUUUUUAUCAAUAUAUAUAUAGGAGGUAUAUAUUAAGUUCAUCUCGUUACUAUCGUUCACGCCGGACGGGUGGGAUAGUUUACUUUACUUUCUUUUAGUUACCUACAUAGGUGGUUGGUUAUCUUACCUUCGUUUCUAUACAAGCUCAACACAUAUUAAUUACGCAAAUUCGCAAAAUGGCAUCGUCAACCGCCCCAGGACCCCUCGUCCGCCUACGGGGCCUGCGCACCGAACAACUCCCCGCAGCUACCGCGUCGCCCGACGAGCUGGCGCCUUUCCUCUUGGCAAUCCUGCGGGAAGCCGUCCCGUUCAUCGACUCGGCGGCGCCCAAGGCGGGAAACGGCGCUGCGGACCCCAAGAUCUGGAAGCUGAAGGGGAGCCACGCGCACCCGGACUCGGCGGCGAAAAUCGAGGUCUUGGAGCGCGUGGUCCUCCCGGCUGCUGAGCUGGAGAAGGUGGCUGUGAGUGUGGGGGGCGGUAGUAGUAAUAAGGAGAAGGAGAAGGAGAAGGAGAAGAGUAAGGGGAAGGUUAGGCCGGAAACUUGGUGCUGUCGCCGCAGCGUCCACGAGGAUAAGCCGGAGAGGGGAACGGCGUCCUGGGACGAAUUCGUGCGUAGCUUCCGCGACGAGCAUGCCGAGUCGGAGCGCGCGUUUACGCCGGCGUGCGUGGAUGCGCAUCAGGCUCUGGCGUGGGACUGCGGGGGCGCGGAAGCCUUGGAGGGAGGGCAGACGUGGGGACGGUUCGGGUUGGUUGUGCAGGAGAUGCGGCAUCGGAUUGGGAGGCCGGUGUUGAAGGAUCGGACGUUUCCCGUGCUGCAGAUGACUGCUACUGCUACUGCUGGCUCCACCACCACCACUACCACCUCGGAAGAAGGAGAAGAAGAAGAAGAAGAAGAGUUCCUCGUGGUAAGCAUCCCGAUACCGGAUUUCGGGACGUCGGAAGCGAGUAAACUGGCCAAGGAAAAGGGUGCGCAGAUCGCUAGUUAUGUGAGUGUGGAGAGGAUUCGGAGGAUAGAGGGUGGGGAUAGGGAUGAGGAUGGGGGUAGGAAGGUGGAGUGGUUGAUGGCGACGGCGAGUGAUGCGGGAGGCGUGUUGCCGGGUUGGGUGCAGAAUGUGGCGGCGCCGGGGGUCAUUUGGAAGGAUGUGCCGCUGUUUUUGGGGUGGAUUGGUAGGGAGAGGGUGAAGAGACAGCAGCAGCAGGGUAGGGAUGAUGAUGAUGAUGAUGAUGAUGGUACGAAUAACGCUGAGGAUGUGGCGGCUGGGAAUACUUAGGUCUUGGUUGGAUUGGAAGUAGAGUAGUAGUUAAUACUGGUAGGAUCUUAGGAGGGAGGAGUAGAGAUGAGAUGAUGGGAGUGGCAUAGGUAUUACCUAUUAUAUUAAUAUUAUUACGGUUAAAGGAAGAAAUGCCCAGAGAAAGAAGGAUACUAUCCAGGUAAUGAUGAUUGUCUAGAGCUCAUGGCUACCUAUUUGAGUCGGUUGAGGUUGAAAGCUCGAGUA